UCGAGAUAAAACCGUUACGUGUGCGUGAUGGUGAUUUCACUAUCUUAUCAAAAAUGAAUAAAUUAAUUUUAAUAGGAAAUUAAACAUUCCAAACUUCGAGUAAUGUAAAAUCAAAGUCUGAAUAAAUGUGAUACAGUGUUCAUUGAAUAAAUGAAAACAUAUUGAAUUAAUUUUAAUUGUUACUUUUAUGUUUUUUGCCGCCAGUGUUUUAUUUUUCUAUAUCAACUUUCAACAAUGUACAAACAACACUUGUUGAUUAACAAUUUAGUUAGAAAGAACCUAACCUCAAAAAGGUUUGAAAUCAUUAACAUUACGAGAAAUAAACAUACCCGGAUUGACAAGAUUCUAAUAGCAAAUCGAGGCGAAAUAGCAUGCCGCAUAACGAGAACUGCAAGGAGACUUGGUGUGAAAACAGUUGGAGUAUUCAGUGAAGUGGAUAGAGAUGCAAUGCACGUUAAUUUGACGGACGAAGCAUAUUGCAUUGGACCUGCUCCUUCAAAUCAAAGUUACCUGAGACAAGACAAAAUAAUUUCAAUAGCUAAACAAUCAAAAUGCCAAGCAAUUCAUCCUGGUUAUGGAUUUUUGUCCGAAAACGUCGAAUUCGCCGAGCUUUGUCAGAAAUCGAAUAUUAUUUUCAUUGGUCCUCCAGCGCAAGCAAUACGCGAUAUGGGCAUUAAAAGUACUUCAAAAGCAAUUAUGUCGGAAGCCGGUGUUCCUAUUAUUGAAGGAUAUCACGGAGAGGAUCAAUCUGACGAAACUUUGUUAGCGAAGGCAAAAGUGAUAGGAUUUCCAUUAAUGAUCAAAGCAGUGAGGGGUGGCGGUGGAAAAGGAAUGAGAAUUGCCUUGAAAGAAUCAGAAUUUCAUCAAGCUCUUGAGUCAGCGCGUACGGAAUCUCAGAAAGCUUUUGGCGAUUCUGCUGUUCUUUUGGAGAAAUAUGUCGCUGAACCACGACACGUCGAGGUACAAGUUUUCGCCGAUCACUACGGAAAUGCUGUUCAUUUAUUCGAGAGAGAUUGUUCUGUUCAAAGAAGACAUCAAAAGAUCAUCGAGGAGGCACCGGCUCCGGGCAUAUCGGAGGAGCUUCGCCUGGAACUCGGCUCAGCGGCCGUUCGAGCUGCAAAGGCUGUUGGUUACGUUGGCGCUGGAACCGUGGAAUUUAUUUUGGAUCGUCGAACGCAUAACUUUCAUUUUAUGGAAAUGAACACACGUCUGCAGGUGGAACAUCCGAUAACAGAGGCAAUUACGGGAACUGACCUUGUCGAAUGGCAAUUGAAGGUGGCAGCUGGAGAAAAAUUGCCCAUGCAACAGGAGGACAUUCAAUUGCGAGGUCAUGCUUUCGAGGCUAGAAUUUACGCCGAGGAGCCAAGGAAUAACUUUUUGCCAGGUGCAGGAAAAUUAUCGUAUUUGGUCACUCCAUCUGUCGCCGAUAAUGUUCGAGUUGAAACUGGAGUUAGGCAAAAUGAUCAAGUCUCCGUGCAUUAUGAUCCAAUGAUCGCGAAAUUAGUCGUUUGGGGUCAGGAUCGAACAUCGGCUCUUAGAAUCUUGCAUUCUAAACUUUCUGAAUAUAAUAUUGCCGGCUUGGAGACAAAUGUGGAAUUCCUAAAGGAUCUUUGUAGCAAUGAAAAAUUUCAAAAUGGAGACGUACACACUGGUUUUAUUGAGGAGAAUUACGAAUUACUAUUUCCAAAAUUACAAGUACCGAGCGAUGUAUUGGCACAAGGAACUCUUGGAUUAAUACUAAACGAAGAAUUAGAAGCAAUGAAAAAGUCGAUAGAAACUGACGAUCCAUUUAGUCCAUUCGCUACUGAAACUGGAGUUCGAGUGAAUCAUGCAUUAAUGAGAAAUUUCCAGUUUCUUGUUGGGGAGGAAAAAUUUGUCACUGAUGUUCAAUAUGUCGAGCCAGACGUUUUUAUGAUGAGGAUCAAUAAUUUGGGACCAUGGCGAAAAGUCACUGGUACAAUGACAAUUGAUGGUAAAACAAUGAAACUUAACACUGAAAUUGAUGGCGUUAUUCAACAAGUAAAUAUUGCAAAACUUGACGAUCAACUAGUUGUAUUUAGCAAGGACCGUUCUUGGAAAUUAAAUGCAGUGGCACCAAAUUAUAUUUCCAAGCUUGGAAAUAACUCGGCCGUUGCCUUAGGAGCUGCAGUGAGUCCCAUUCCCGGGAUUGUUGACAAAAUUUUAAUAAAAGACGGCGACAAUGUCAACAAAGGUGAUCCUCUUUUAGUGAUUGUUGCCAUGAAAAUGGAAUACAUCAUCAAAGCAUCUUCCGAUGGGGAAAUUGAUAGGAUUUUGUGCAAAAUUGGCGAUAAUGUCGCUAAAGACAAACUCCUUGUUAAAAUGAAAAAUGUGACUGCCAAUGACUAAAAUUUACCAGUGAUUAAAUUUUAAAAAAAGUUUUAUUUUAAACUUUAAAGAAAAAACUCUAGGAGUGAUUAUAGACUCUCUAGUGAUUGUUAUAGAUUAAAUUUUAAUUUUUAUAAUGAUUUCUAUAUAAUGUUGAAAGGUGUAUUUUUUUAUAAUAUAUU
Molecule: messenger RNA, 2528 nt
Organism: Leptopilina heterotoma
Lineage: Eukaryota; Metazoa; Arthropoda; Insecta; Hymenoptera; Figitidae
Gene: Mccc1
Product: methylcrotonoyl-CoA carboxylase subunit alpha, mitochondrial
Exons: 9
Coding region: 235-2367 (710 amino acids)
Cellular component (GO): mitochondrion
Molecular function (GO): ATP binding; metal ion binding; methylcrotonoyl-CoA carboxylase activity
Source: RefSeq, a predicted model, not a curated record